AUGUCGGCUAGCAGAUCACCCUCUCCUGGCAGGUUCAAGAACAAAGCUCUUCAGCUCAGCCUCUCCAAGAAAUUCUGCUCAAAGUCACGGCCCACCUCCGGCCACGGGUCCCCUAUGCGGUCGGCUCUGAAGGGCUCCGGAGAGGAGGGAGGACACCGGAAGAGCAAAAGGAACCUCAGCCACAACUCAGCAGUGGCUGCUGCCUACAUCUCGUACCUCAAUAAACUGUUUGGACAGGAUAGAGAGCUUAUGCCAGAGGAGUUGGAUGAACUUCAGGAGGCCUUUAAGGAGUUUGACUAUGAUGGGGAUGGCUUUAUCCAUUACAAAGACAUAGCAGACUGCAUGAGGACCAUGGGCUACAUGCCCACAGAGAUGGAGCUUAUCGAGAUUAUCCAGCAAAUUAAGAUGAAAUGGGGCGGUCAUGUGGACUUUGAUGAUUUUUGUGAGUUAAUGGGUCCAAGAAUGCUCGCUGAGACGGCUCACAUGGUUGGGCUGAAGGAACUUCGCUCUGCCUUCAAGCAGUUUGACUGCGAUGGUGAUGGGAAGAUCACAUUGGACGAGCUAAAGGAAGCCAUGAAGAAUCUCCUGGGGGAGAAGUUGAAGAAAGGUGAGCUGGAGGAGAUCCUUGGUGACAUUGACCUCAACAAAGAUGGAAACAUCGACUUUGAUGAAUUUGUCAUGAUGUUGUCUGCACGGUGA
Molecule: messenger RNA, 699 nt
Organism: Lampris incognitus (smalleye Pacific opah)
Lineage: Eukaryota; Metazoa; Chordata; Actinopteri; Lampriformes; Lampridae
Gene: cabp4
Product: calcium binding protein 4
Exons: 7
Coding region: 1-699 (232 amino acids)
Molecular function (GO): calcium ion binding
Source: RefSeq, a predicted model, not a curated record